GCGGUUGAGUUGCUGGUACUUCCGCGGAGGCACGUGAGCCGAGAGGCGCGGGGACGCUGCGGCUGGCUCUUCGUCUAGACACUGAGGCCUAGAGCAGUCGAGUGAGUCGCCAGGGGCCGCGUGGAUUUGCGUCCCGGGACGCCCUCUCGCCACGUCAGCCGCACCUGGUCGCCCACCUGGGCGCGGCGGGGAGCGGAGGGUUGGAGCCGGGUCCGGGAGUUCUGUAGCCCGGCCUGUCGCGCUCCAGUGCGCGUGGAGCUUGCGGACUGCACUUGCUGCUUCUGGCAGCCGGGCGGCGCUGGAGGGCGAGGCAGGGCACGCUCAGCGGGGACGCAGCAGGCUUCUCCAGGGGAGGGACGUCCUGAGGUGACCGGUUCAGUGGCCUGGUACCCCGGAAAGGCUGGCUGAAAACAGAGUCUUGUUGUCUUCCCCGUGUCUGUGCCAGACAGAACAACCUUUUGUGCCAUUACCACACGCCAGCAUCACUUACUGGAGCGGCUGAGACCCUGAGAUGUGCAAAGGCGUUUUGUCACACGGACCCAAUCCUCUGUGCCCUCCUGAGAACACGCUGAUAUGCCCAAGAUAACUCUGAAUGGUGUGACGGUGGACUUCCCUUUCCAGCCGUACAGAUGCCAGCAGGAGUACAUGACCAAGGUCCUGGAAUGUCUGCAGAAGAAGGUGAAUGGCAUUUUGGAGAGCCCCACGGGCACAGGCAAGACGCUGUGCCUCCUCUGCGCCACGCUGGCCUGGAGGGAGCACCUCCGAGACACCAUCUCUGCCCGCAAGAUUGCCGAGAGAGUGCAAGGGGAACUUUUCCAUGAUCAGGCUUUGUCAUCCUGGGGGAAUGCUGCUGCUGAUGGAGACCCCAUAGCUUGCUAUGCAGACAUUCCAAAGAUCAUUUAUGCCUCCAGGACCCACUCUCAGCUCACGCAGGUCAUCAGCGAGCUUCGGAGCACCUCCUACCGGCCCAAGGUGUGUGUGCUGGGCUCCCGGGAGCAGCUGUGCAUCCACCCUGAGGUGAAGAAGCAGGGGAGCAACCACAUGCAGGUGGAGGAAGUGGCGUUUGACCGAUGCUGGUUGACGAGCAGUGGCCGCCAUUUGAGGGUCUGGAGGAAACGUGAGAAAAGCCUGGAGCAGGAGCUGGCCACCCCCAUCCUGGACAUUGAGGACCUUGUCAAGAGCGGGAGCAAGCACAAAGUGUGCCCUUACUACCUUUCUCGGAACUUGAAGCAGCAAGCCGACAUCAUCUUUAUGCCGUACAAUUACUUGUUGGAUGCCAAGUUCAAGUUUGGGCUGCAGGAUCUCACGUGGCCUCUUCUCACAUCUGUUCUGCACACUGGGAAUCCUGGUGCUCAGGCACAGCUGGUGGAAUUAGGAUGGCCCACAGCUGUGCAUCUGCUGCUUUUUUCUCAUCCAGGGCUGAACAUAGAGCCAGAAGACCUUGUGAAGCUGAAGAUGAUCCUGCUUCACCUGGAGGAGGCCAUUGAUGCUGUCGAGCUGCCCAGAGAGGACAGUGGCAUCACCAAGCCAGGGAGCUACAUCUUCGAGCUAUUUGCCAAAGCCCAGAUAACAUUCCAGACUAAGGGCUGCCUGCUGGACUCGCUGGACCAGAUCAUCCAGCACCUUGCGGGACGUGCUGGAGUGUUCACCAACACAGCUGGAUUGCAGAAGCUCGCAGACAUCAUCCAGAUCGUGUUCAGUGUGGACCCCGCUGGGGACGGCCCCAGUUCUGUGGCAGGGCUGGGGGUCUCUCAAUCCUAUAAGGUGCAUAUUCACCCUGACACCAGUCCCCGUAGGACGGCUCAGCGGUCAGAUGUGUGGAGUGUCUCUGCAGCCAGAAAGCAAGGGAAGGUGCUCAGCUACUGGUGCCUCAGCCCCGGCCACAGCAUGCGCGAGCUGACCCGCCUAGGCGUCCGCACCCUCAUCCUCACCAGCGGUACACUGGCCCCUGUGUCCUCCUUCGCCCUGGAGAUGCAGAUCCCAUUCCCAGUCUGCCUGGAGAACCCACAUGUCAUCGACAAGCACCAGAUCUGGGUGGGGGUUGUCCCUAGAGGCCCCGACAGAGCUCAGCUGAGCUCUGCAUUUGACAAGCGGUUUUCCGAGGAGUGCUUGUCCUCCCUGGGGAAGGCUCUGGGCAACAUCGCCCGCGUGGUGCCCCAUGGGCUGCUGGUCUUCUUCCCUUCCUACCCUGUCAUGGAGAAGAGCCUGGAGUUCUGGCGGGCCCACGACCUGGCCAGGAGGCUGGAGGCACUGAAGCCGCUAUUUGUGGAGCCCAGAGGCAAAGGCAACUUCUCAGAGGUCAUCGAUGAAUACUACAAGAGAGUGGUUUCCCCAGAGUCCAGCGGGGCCACCUUCCUGGCAGUGUGCCGGGGCAAGGCCAGCGAGGGGCUGGACUUCUCAGACGCAAAUGGCCGCGGUGUGGUUGUCACGGGCCUUCCAUACCCACCCCGCAUGGACCCCCGAGUUGUCCUUAAAAUGCAAUUCCUGGAUGAGAUGAAGGGCCAGAGCAGGGAUGGAGGCCAGUUCCUCUCUGGGCAGGAGUGGUACCGACAGCAGGCGUCCAGGGCUGUGAACCAGGCCAUCGGGCGGGUGAUCCGGCACCGCCACGACUACGGGGCUGUCUUCCUCUGUGACCACAGGUUUGCCUACGCCGAUGCCAGAGCCCAGCUGCCCUCCUGGGUGCGUCCCUACGUCAAGGUGUAUGACAACUUCGGCCACGUCAUCCGAGACGUGGCCCAGUUCUUCCGUGUUGCUCAGAAAACUAUGCCUGUGCCAGCCCCCCGGGCAGCAGCCCUGAGUCUGGGUGAGGGAGAAGGUGCUGUUGGGGUGGCCACCUGUCCCACCCCCCUCCUCUCCGCCAGGAAAGCCAAGAGUCUGGACCUGCACAUCCCCAGCUUGAAGCAGAAGCCCUUAGGAUCACCAGCUGCUAGGGACUCCGAGAGCAGCCUGUGCGUGGAGUAUGAGCAGGAGCUGGUCCUCGCCCAGUGGAGGCCUGCAGGGUUACUGGCUGCCCUGGAGCGCAGUGAGCAGCGGGCUGCGGGGCCUGGGGAUGAAGCCCGUCCAGGCGAGGAGGAGGUACACAGUUGCUCCACACCGUCCUGCCAGAGUGAGAAGAGGCUGGUGGGUGAGCAGAGAGGAGGAAGGAAGAAGGUCAGGCUGGUGAGCUGCCUGGAGGAGCCAGCAGCCAGUGCACAGGAAGGCAGAGCCAAGCAGUUCAUGGUGGCUGUGAAGCAGGCGCUGAGCCAGGCCAGCUUCAGCACCUUCACCCGGGCCCUGCAGGACUACAAGGGCUCUGAUGACUUCACGGCCCUUGUGGCAUGCCUGAGCCCCCUCUUUGCCGAGGACCCCAAGAAGCACAGCCUUCUCCGAGGCUUCUACCAGUUUGUACGGCCCCACCACAAGCAGCAGUUUGAGGAAGUCUGCUUCCAGUUGACCGGCCAAGGCUGUGGUUACCAGCCUGAGCACAGCCUCCCCAACAGGCAGCGGGCAGAGCCAGGCCUGGACCCCUCCGGAAAGAAGGAGCCUGACCCCAAGCUGACCUUGCCCAAGGGCACAGCCAGGCAGUUGGACCUCAGAGAACACCUGAACCAGGGUGGGUCCCACCUGUCCACUAGGCCACCCCUUGCAGGGGAUCCCAGCAGCUGUCCACAAGUGGAGUCCGGAGCCUUUGGAGCAGGAAAGCAGAGCCAGCCUGCUGUGAGCGCCUACCUGGCGGACGCCCGCAGGGCCCUGGGGCCCAACGGCUGUGGCCAGCUUUUGGCUGCGCUGACAGCCUACAAACAGGACGACAAUCUUGACAAGGUCCUGGCUGUGGUGGCUGCGCUGACCACUGCAAGGCCUGAAGACUUCCCCCUGCUGCAGAGGUUCAGGAUGUUCGUGCGUCAGCACCACAAGCAGCGCUUUCUGCAGACCUGCACAGACCUGACAGGUCUGCCCGCCCUGGGCACCGAGCUGCUAGGAUCCCGGGUGGAGAGCCCCACCAGGCCUCCCAAGCUCGCCUGUGGGGCUCCCCCACCAGGCCCAUUACAAUCACAGAGACCUGAGAAGACCCAGAGCAAGAUCUUGUCCUUUCUUAGACAGCAGCCAGCCGGGGGCGUAGGGGCCAGCAGUGCUGCUGCAGGGCCCAGCUGGCCCCCUGGGUCUCCCCAUGGGCAUGCACAGUCUAAGUGGGGUGAGUCUCAUGGUAGGGCUGCAAGGACUGUUGAGGGUGGGGGCACACCGAGCUGCAGUCUGGCAAGCUCAUGUGGGCCCCUUGCAGCAGGCUUUGUGUGCCAGGGCUGUGGGGCGGAGGACACAGUGCCCUUCCAGUGCCCCUCCUGUGACUUCCACCGCUGCUGGGCCUGCUGGCGACGGCACCUCCAGGCCUCUAGGACAUGCCCAGCUUGCCAUGCCACCUCCAGGAAGCAGAGCCUCAAGCAGGUCUUCUGGCCAGAGCCCCAGUGAGCAUCUGUGGAGACACUCAAGACACUAUGAGGUCUGCAAAGGCCGAGGUUGCCCCUGACAUGGCUUGAACGCUUGCCUGUCCAGCCUGGUGUGGGUCAAGAGCCUACCCAGCAGGGAGGCCAGCUGGUGCCCAGGCCUCACAUGGGCAGGGCCAUGGUUUGUCCCUGAAGCUGUAGUGGCAUCUGGGCCUGCCUGUGAGGAGCCGAAGCCACGUGGGGUCUGGGUUGGGUCUUCUAUAAGGUGCUUCCCCAGAACUUCCCCUGGCUGCCCCAGGGGCAUCUUGGCAGAGCCCUCAGCAAGGAAGGAGGGGCAUGCCUGACCAGUGCACCUGCAUUCAGUCUGGUGACGGGGUUCUAAUAAAGCUGCUGGCAGUGUCAA
Galeopterus variegatus (Sunda flying lemur) is the source of this 4821-nucleotide messenger RNA. RefSeq names its product regulator of telomere elongation helicase 1 (gene RTEL1). Gene Ontology annotation, molecular function: DNA binding; DNA helicase activity; DNA polymerase binding. Gene Ontology annotation, cellular component: nucleus. Gene Ontology annotation, biological process: negative regulation of t-circle formation; DNA replication; regulation of double-strand break repair via homologous recombination. The record is from RefSeq and is a predicted model, not a curated record. NCBI's taxonomy places the organism in Eukaryota, Metazoa, Chordata, Mammalia, Dermoptera, Cynocephalidae.